CGGGGGGCGGCGGCGGAGGAGGCGCCGAAGCCACACCCAGCGGCGAGCGGAUCCUGCCGCGAGUCGUCCCGCGCCUAAGCCCCGCGCAGCCCGGCGGACCCCGCGCACCGAGGCCGCUCCGGCCGAGCGCGAGCACAGCGACCAUGAUCGCUUUGUUCAACAAGCUGCUGGACUGGUUCAAGGCCCUGUUCUGGAAGGAGGAGAUGGAGCUCACGCUGGUGGGGCUGCAGUACUCCGGGAAGACCACCUUCGUCAACGUGAUCGCGUCAGGACAGUUCAAUGAGGACAUGAUCCCCACUGUGGGGUUCAACAUGCGGAAGAUCACGAAGGGGAAUGUGACCAUCAAGCUCUGGGACAUCGGGGGACAGCCCCGUUUCCGCAGCAUGUGGGAGCGCUACUGCCGGGGAGUGAGUGCCAUCGUGUAUAUGGUGGACGCCGCUGACCAGGAGAAGAUUGAGGCCUCCAAGAAUGAGCUGCACAACCUGCUGGACAAGCCCCAGCUGCAGGGGAUCCCUGUGCUAGUGCUGGGUAACAAGCGGGACCUCCCGGGAGCACUGGAUGAGAAGGAGCUGAUCGAGAAAAUGAACCUGUCUGCCAUCCAGGACCGAGAGAUCUGCUGCUACUCCAUCUCCUGCAAAGAAAAGGACAACAUUGACAUCACACUACAGUGGCUUAUUCAACACUCAAAGUCACGGAGAAGCUGAGACUGCGGCCCGCCCCCUCGGACAGGGACCCACCAUCUGAUCCUGAAGCCGAGCUCCCCGCCCACCCCACUGUCCCCCUAAGCCCACCCCUCAUCACUGGUUUGGGGUGGGGCCCUCUGGGGAUCCCAGAGGCCUGUUCUGCUGAGGUUUGAACUCCUGUUUUUAUUGUAAAAUAAAUCGCCCCCUUCGGGUCCCCUAACCUCUCGCCCUUCCCUUCUCACCUGUCCCUUCACCCUCCCCUGCUUCCUUCCCUCCCCACAGCCCCGGCCCCCAGCCCCUGCCCUCCCCUCACUCCUGUCCCCUUCCCUUUUCAACACUUCUGUUAUUGUCCUGUGUGUAUAGUAUAUAUAUGUAUAUAUAUUUUAAUUUUUUUAAUUUAAGCAAAGACUAAAAUCAACCAUUUGAUGCUGCAGGGGUGAGUCAGGAUCUGGGAGGGGAAAGCUGUGCAGGCCGGCUUGGGGCAGGCCCCGAUCAGGAAAGGUGGGGGCUGGCACAUGGCGCAGGCCCCAGCCUGGGCACUGGUGGCCGGCCCAUGUCCUGUGCAUUCCCACUUCCCGGUCUGGCUGUCCCUGCUUGCGUGUCACAGGCUGCAGGAGCCCCCAGAGGCACCCCUCUCUGCCCCCAGCCUCCGUAGGGCCCCCAGGUACAGCCAGCUGCCAGAGACCACCGUGCCCUGGGGGGGGCCAGCGCCAAGCGCCCGCAGCCCCUCCCCCUCCCAGGCCCCACUCCACGGGCACCUCAUUUUCUGUUCUCAUUUUGCAGAGUUGCACAAGGAGAGAACUUGGUGUGGGAGGGGUGGGGGGUGACUCUUUGGGUUUCGUGUUUGUUUGUUUGUUUAAUUUAAUGAUUUGUAAAGUGAUGUCCCUCUUCCUUUUUUACACUUUUCAGCUCAUAUCUAACCUCUGUUUGGAAAAUGAUUCUUGUAACUGUACAUUUUUUUGCCUCCUAACAACAACAACAAGAAUAAAUUCGCAAUUUUGUGCUGGG
Molecule: messenger RNA, 1691 nt
Organism: Rhinolophus ferrumequinum (greater horseshoe bat)
Lineage: Eukaryota; Metazoa; Chordata; Mammalia; Chiroptera; Rhinolophidae
Gene: ARL8A
Product: ADP ribosylation factor like GTPase 8A
Exons: 7
Coding region: 144-704 (186 amino acids)
Biological process (GO): protein transport; anterograde axonal transport
Cellular component (GO): lysosomal membrane
Molecular function (GO): GTP binding; GTPase activity
Source: RefSeq, a predicted model, not a curated record